GCCCUCAACUUUGAAUUUAAAUACAUAAUAACAAUAUUUUAUUCAGCUUAAAAAAAAAAAAAGAUACCUGUUGAGCUCCCGCCACCAGCCAGUGAUGCAAGGGGGAGGCUCUCCACCCUGAGGAGGACACAGAGGAAGCCCUGGGGGGCUCCCAGGCUUGCCCACGCAGUACCUGUCUGAGGGGUGGCAGUGGUGAUCUGCACUCGGCUAUGAGGGCUCUGGCUGCCUCGGGAGCUGAUGUGGAAGAAAUCUGGGGAAGGAGCCAUUUCCUAGAGCCCAGGUCCAGCCCAGCACGGGGUUGGGGGUCAGGCAGGGCUGCCCUGUAUUCUGCUCUCGAGGUGGCCAGUGAGUGACGGUAGUGCCAGACAACGGCAGCAGCCCGCUCCGUGAACUCUCAUCGUGGGCCAGGUGCCAUUCUCCCCACCUCCCAUGGACCAACUCCAUGAAUCCUCAUAGCAACCUUGGGAGGUGGGUGCUGUUAUUAUUCUCAUGUUACAGAUUUGGAAACAGGACAGAGCUUCAGUGGAAGAAUAUGGCCAAGGCCAGGCUGCCCCAGUGAUGUUGGACAUCUGUUCCUGUUAUCUGCUGCAAUCCAUCCGAGUGACCUGCACGGGUUCCUGCAGGGUCUCAAACAAGGCCAAUGAUGCAGCGUGGGUGGCGGAGGAGGGCUACUUCAACAGCGCUCUGUCGCUGGCCGACAGGGGGAGCCUGCCUGCUGGAGAGCACAACUUCCCCUUCCAGUUCCUGCUUCCUGCCACAGCGCCCACGUCCUUUGAGGGCCCUUUUGGGAAGAUUGUGCACCAGGUGCGGGCCACCAUUGACACGCCACGUUUCUCUAAGGAUCACCAGUGUAGCCGCGUGUUCUACAUCUUGAGCCCCCUGAACCUGAACAGCAUCCCAGACAUCGAGCAACCCAAUGUGGCCUUCACCACCAAGAAGUUCUCCUACAAGCUGGUGAAGACGGGCAGCGUGGUCCUCACUGCCAGCACCGACCUCCGCGGCUACGUGGUGGGGCAGGUGCUGCGGCUGCAGGCCGACAUUGAGAACCAGUCGGGAAAGGACACUAGCCCUGUGGUGGCCAGUCUGCUGCAGAAAGUGUCCUAUAAGGCCAAGCGCUGGAUCUACGAUGUGCGGACCAUUGCAGAGGUGGAGGGUGCGGGCGUCAAGGCCUGGAGGCGGGCACAGUGGCGAGAGCAGAUCCUGGUGCCCGCCCUGCCGCAGUCGGCCCUGCCCGGCUGCAGCCUCAUCCACAUUGACUACUACUUGCAGGUCUCCCUGAAGGUGCCGGAAGCCACAGUGACCCUCCCGGUCUUCAUCGGCAAUAUCCCUGUGAACCAUGUUCCGCUGAGCCCCCAGCCAGGCCCAUGUCCUCCUCCUGGGGCCCUGUCCCCAGUGACGCCCUCAGCACCCCCCCAGGAGGAGGAUGAGGCUGUGGCCAGUGGCCCCCACCUCGAGGACCCCAUCUCCCUCUUCACCAAGAGCCACUCACAGCAGCAGCCACUGCCUGCCGCCUUCGGCUCUGUGCCUGGCGCCCCUGAACCACGUGCUCAGGAUGGCAGCCCUGCCUCCCACUCUUUGCCCCCUCCCUUGUGCAUCUCCACAGGUGCCACCGUCCCCUACUUUGCAGAGGGCUCCGGGGGGCCAGUGCCCACCACCAGUACCUUGAUCCUGCCGCCAGAGUACAGCUCCUGGGGCUACCCCUGUGAGGCCCCGCCGUCCUAUGAGCAGAGCUGUGGAGGUGCGGACCCCGGCCUGACCCCUGGGAGCUGACCCUUGGGAGCUCGCCCCAUGCCGCCUUCUCCGGGCAGGCUGACCUCUGCCCUGGGACUGGGAGCCCAGGGCCUCGUGCCUUUGCUCCCGGCCUGGCCCGGCCCACUCAGGACCCUCCGCUGCUGGCCGCUCCCUCCGCCUCCAGACCAGCCUCUGCGGCUCCCUGCACUAGGCCUUGCCUGGGCGAGGGGCUGGGGCCUGGAGAGACGCUCUGUAAAUAAAGCGCUUCAUUUGUA
This is a messenger RNA of Diceros bicornis minor, 2006 nucleotides long. RefSeq names its product arrestin domain containing 1 (gene ARRDC1). Gene Ontology annotation, molecular function: ubiquitin protein ligase binding; ubiquitin-like ligase-substrate adaptor activity. The transcript is spliced from 9 exons. Gene Ontology annotation, biological process: protein transport. Bases 490 to 1770 code for a protein of 426 amino acids. Gene Ontology annotation, cellular component: cytoplasm. The record is from RefSeq and is a predicted model, not a curated record. NCBI's taxonomy places the organism in Eukaryota, Metazoa, Chordata, Mammalia, Perissodactyla, Rhinocerotidae.